AAACCAUUGACAUCCCUGGCUCUUCUGAAACGUCAUUUUGAAGUUUGUCAACACGUGCGAUUGCCGAGUUGAGGUGCAAUUUUUAUUCUCAGAGUUUUUGGCGACAGUUUUUAAUAAAUUAAUAAUUCUGUGAUAAAAGAAAUAACUGAACAAUGAGAAAGCCUAAAAAUGAUGAAAUCCCCGGUUUCCCAUCGAUGGACGGUGAUGGUGGAAAAGAUUCUGAAAUCAAACCCAUUAAAGGUGGUGGAAAGGUGAAGAAAAGCGGUGGUUUUCAAUCCAUGGGUUUGGGUUAUGAUAUUUUGAAGGGUAUCACCAAACGUGGCUACAAAGUUCCUACUCCAAUUCAAAGAAAGACAAUUCCACUAAUUUUGGAAGGCCGAGAUGUCGUUGCUAUGGCCAAAACAGGAUCUGGAAAGACCGCUUGCUUCUUGAUCCCAAUGUUUGAGAAACUAAAGCAACGUGAGCCAACCAAAGGAGCUCGAGCAUUGAUUCUAUCACCCACUCGUGAGUUGGCAGUUCAAACGUACAAAUUCAUCAAGGAAAUUGGUAAAUUCAUGGAUUUGAAGACGAUCUUGGUGCUUGGUGGUGAUUCGAUGGAUUCACAGUUCUCGGCUAUUCACACUUGUCCUGAUGUCAUUGUUGCCACACCUGGACGGUUCCUGCAUUUGUGCGUGGAAAUGGAUUUGAAAUUGGGUUCAAUUGAAUACGCUGUCUUUGAUGAAGCUGAUAGAUUGUUUGAAAUGGGUUUUGGAGAGCAAUUGAACGAAACCCUGAAUCGAUUGCCUUCGACCAGACAAAUGGUGAUGUUCAGUGCUACAUUGCCAAAGCUUUUGGUGGACUUUGCAAAGGCUGGUUUAAGUGACCCUGUUUUAAUUCGAUUGGAUGUGGAGUCAAAACUUCCUGAAGGAUUAACCCUUAAGUUCUUACAUUGUCGUCCAGAUGAACGUUACACAUCUUUGAUAGUUCUUCUCAAGUAUGUCAUCCCCAAAGACGCACAGACUGUGGUGUUCGCAGGCACACAGCAUCACGUUGAACUUAUUUCUUAUAUCCUCACUCAAGCUGGAAUUUCAAAUGCUCCUGUCUACUCCAGCCUAGAUCCAUCGGCUAGAAAAAUCAACACAGCCAAAUUUCAAUACAAAAAGGUGUCGGUUCUCGUGGUCACAGAUGUGGCAGCUCGUGGUAUCGAUAUCCCCAGCUUGGAUUAUGUCGUAAACGUGCAUUUCCCAGGCAAACCGAAGCUCUUUGUCCAUCGAGUUGGACGAUGUGCUCGUGCUGGACGAACUGGUACAGCUUUCUCGAUUUUCGCCACCGAGGAUCAAGCUCAUAUGCUCGAUUUGUAUAUGUUCUUGAACAGGCCGUUCAAGAUAAACGAUACAAGCUCGAUCGGUGUUAUCCCCCAGGAUCUACUGGAGGAGGAACAUCUAACAGUGAUUGAAUACAAGAAGAGUCAUCAUAUUAGUGGAGUCAUGAGAACAAGUGAGAAUGCGUAUAAGAAAUACUUGGCCUCCAGACCGGUAGCUUCAGCAGAUGCAAAUAAACGUGUAAAGACGAUUAAAUUCUUUAGCCUCAAGCCUUUGGAUGAUUUCCUUAAGUCAUCAGUUGCUUUGGACACUGCCUUAGCCACUAGUACCAAGGAAAAACCUGGUUCCAAAGCCGAAGCAGAAGAGGAGCAAAGACAGCUACAAGACGCAAAGCACGAUUUGGUUCUGAAAAUGAAGAGUUUCCGUCCACCAGGGACCAUUUUCGAGCUCAACCGGAGCCAGAAGUCGAUACAAUUCGCAAUCAUGAAAGAGAAACGUGAGAAACAUUCUGAGGUCAUUGAAAAAUUCCGUUCCCAAAGGGAGGAACUGGAUAGGGAGGAUGAAAAACGUGAAGCCCAAAUCACUGAAAAGGAAGAAAAGGCUGAAGAACUCGAUGAUGAAGAAAUUACCAAAACAUUCGGCAAAGUAGUAGCUCCCAAGAAACGCAAGAACAUGGAUGACCUAUACAAGCCAAAGACGAAGAAAAAGAAGAAGAAGGUUCAUGUCAAGGACGACGAGAACUUCAUUCCCUAUCAAUCGGCCGAUAAGGCAACCGAAGAUGGUCUAGCCAUAAACUCUUUCGAACGUCAAGCCAUGAAUGCCGAGUUCAGUGUUGUCGAGAGGACAUCCGUCCCAGAGCUCAAACACAAACCGGGUCAAAAGAAAUGGGAUCGUAUCAAGAAGAAAAUGGUCUCAGUUCAGGAUCCCCGCAACAACAAAAUCCGCACAGAAUCAGGCGCCUGGAUUCCGGCUAGUUUCAAAACUGGACGCUACGACGAAUGGAAACAGAAAUCACGAAUCGAAGAACAAAUGCAACGUGAAGCUGGUAGUGAUGAUGAUGCACCUGCUCCACUUACCCACGAAAAGAGGUAUCCAGUGAGCAGACAUGCCCGUCACAAUGCCAAGGUCGAGGAGAAGAAACGUAUGGGCGGAGGAAAUCCCGAACUGAGAAAUCCCGAUCAGAUUGUAAAGAAUCGACUGCGUUUGGAGUUCAUCAAGAAGAAGCAACAAGUCAAUACGGAAAAGAAAGCAGAGAAUCGCAAGAGGAGCAUGAGGAAAAACCAACGGGGUGGCAAGAAGAGGAAGUAGAUGAUGUAUUCUUGUGGCGUUUUGUUGUAAAUAUAAAUAAAAGUUUUAUCAAUUUAUUUAAGACCAAUGACAAUAA
Eupeodes corollae is the source of this 2685-nucleotide messenger RNA. Its product is annotated as ATP-dependent RNA helicase DDX54. Gene Ontology annotation, molecular function: RNA binding; RNA helicase activity; ATP binding. Bases 153 to 2609 code for a protein of 818 amino acids. The record is from RefSeq and is a predicted model, not a curated record. Gene Ontology annotation, cellular component: nucleus. NCBI's taxonomy places the organism in Eukaryota, Metazoa, Arthropoda, Insecta, Diptera, Syrphidae. The transcript is spliced from 9 exons.